Messenger RNA from Planococcus citri (citrus mealybug), 5011 nucleotides. RefSeq lists its product as uncharacterized. NCBI's taxonomy places the organism in Eukaryota, Metazoa, Arthropoda, Insecta, Hemiptera, Pseudococcidae. The transcript has a single exon. Gene Ontology annotation, biological process: DNA integration. Gene Ontology annotation, molecular function: zinc ion binding; nucleic acid binding. Bases 683 to 4819 code for a protein of 1378 amino acids. The record is from RefSeq and is a predicted model, not a curated record.
ACUCCUGUUUCAAGCUUUUAUUUUCUUGAUAUCCAAUUUCUAAGUGAUUUUUGAUAACUGGUUGCAAAUUAAUGAACCGGUUUCAAAAUCUGAUCAGUGAAAAUGGUUCAAUUUUUCACGAUCUACACCUUUUGUUUCAAGCUUUUUUCUCCAUCUCCAACUUUUAGUUGUUGAUUGUCAAAAACUUGUUGCAAAAUGCGAAGGAACCAAUGAACCGUUUUCAAAAUGUGGUAAGAAAGAAUUGUGCAAUUUUUCACGCUCUACAACUUUUGUUUCAAGCUUUUUUCUCAAUUUAUAAUUUUUAUGCGAUUUUUGAUAACUGGUUGCAAAUUAAUGAACUGGUUUCAAAACCUGAUCAGCUAAAAUGAUUCAAUUUUGCCCGCUGUACAACUUUUGUUUCAAGAUUUUUUUCUCUAUCUAUACAAUUUUUAGGUUGUGGCAACACUGCUUACCUACCUAUAGGUAAUGUAUCGUACAUGUAUGUAUCUUAUCUCAAAUACAUCAUUCCUACUUUGUACUCUCACUGAACACGCUACAUUGGCGACGAGAGAAAAAAAGUCAUGAAAAUAAGUGAAUGUAUAUGUUAAAAAGUGCCGAGUUCGCGUUAUCAUCGUGAAAAUUGGUAAUAAUUACGUGAAAAUUUUUUAAUCGUAUCGUAAUGAGUUAAAAAAAACCAUCCAAAAUGCCGGCGGAACCUCAAGAAAUUAAAAUCGUACAGAUUAUCGGCGAUCCGCCUAAAUAUGAAGGCAAGUGGAGCUUGUUCAAAAAACAGCUCGAAGUGUUUUUUCGCAUGAACUCAAUCGAAGAUGAUAAGAAAACGUAUAUUCUGCUCAACUCCAUCAAUAGUCAAAUGUUCCAGUUGAUUACUACUUUGGUUUCGCCUAAGGAACCUAUCGAUGAGAAGUAUAAAGACAUUGUUGAUCUCGUGGAUAAACACCUCGACCCAACACCAAAUCCGAUCGUCGAGCGUCAUAAUUUUAACAUCGCCAAACAAGAAACCAACGAGUCAGUUCCUGAUUUCAUCGCUCGACUACGUAAGUUAGCCACCACUUGUGAUUAUGGUACUACUCUCGAUAAUCAGCUUCGCGAUGCGAUAGUCCGAGGCAUAAGAAACUCUGAUACUAAGAAAAAACUCUUCGAAAAAGGGAAGGACUUGACAUUAAGCCAAGCACUUGAGAUCGUGAAAAGUUCGGAGACAGCCGAGCAAAAUACCAAACAGGUCAAUGGUGAAACUCCGAGUACCAGCUCAACCGUUUAUUUUCAAUCUUCAAGUGGCUCAAAUUCCCGCCAAAAUAAGUGCAAUAAUUGUGGCAGAAAUAACCACUCAACAGCUAAUUGUCGUGUUCCUAAAACCAAAUGUGAUUAUUGCGGUAAAAACAACCACCAAUCGAAUCGUUGCUAUUUUAAAAAAGAUUGUAGUGUAUGCGGUCGAAGCAAUCAUACGCGUGACAAAUGCAGAUACCGUGAUCUCAGCUGUAAUUUCUGCAAACGUAAAGGUCACUUGGCAAAUGUGUGUCGUGAUAAAGCUAAAAAUAAGUCAUCCGAGCGGAACUCUGAUAGGGAAGUUGCAACAAGGUCUGCUAAAACAAAAAGCUCUAACCUCAAUUUCCAAGAGGACGACGACGACAUCGAUACUGAACCAUGGUCCUUGUAUUCAAUCAAUGAUGGGAAGAAAAAUCCUGAGGUAUUAGAUGUUGUACUCGAUGGUAUUAGCCUAACUAUGCAGAUCGACUCCGGCUCAACGAUCUCUGCCAUGAGCCUAGCUGAUAAAACGAAAUACUUCCGUUCCAAUAAAGUUCAUAAAACCUCUCGAUGUUUCAAGGAUUACAUUGGCAAUAAAAUCGAGCCUGUUGGCUACAUAAUUGCUCAGCUUCGACUCAACUCGAGGGAAAAAUGCCCGGCAAAGCUGUACAUCUUCCAAAGUGGCGGUCCUCCAUUAUUAGGUCGAGAUCUGAUGGAGUUACUGGGUAUCCGUUGUCACUUAGUGACCCAAGGUGGUAAAAUUAACCACAUUGAAGAGUCGGAUAUAGUCAAAAUGAUCCGCGAAAAAUACCCAAAUGUCAUAGCCACUAGUGAUAAUAUUGGAAGGUAUAAUAAAGAACUCCUGCAUAUUCCAUUGAAAGUAGAUGCAAAACCAAUUUACAUUGGUCCAAGGCCAUUACCAUUUGGCCUCAAAAAGCUGGUAGAAGAAGAAAUCGAUCGUUUGCUCAAAUUGAAAAUUAUUGAACCAACGGUGUACAGUGAGUGGGGCACGCCGAUUGUCCCACUGCUCAAGGAUAAAAACUCAGUAAAAAUUAGCGGUGCUUACAAUCUUACGGUGAAUAAAAACAUACUUACUGAGCACUUUCCAAUUCCGAGGAAAGAUGAUAUUCUGGCGGAAAUCCGUCCAGGGUGUAAAUUCUCCAAGUUCGAUUUAAAAUUCGCUUAUCAGCAAAUGGGCCUUGAUUUACAGUCGCAAGACCUCACAACUAUUACAACUCAUAUUGGCAACUUUAAAUAUCGAAGUCUACCUCAUGGUAUAAGCAUUGGCCCAGCAAGAUUUCAAAAUACGAUGGAAAAACUAUUAGCUGGUAUCAAAGGGCUAUUCAAAUUCUUCGAUGACUGGUUAAUUGCUGCUGAGAACGAGGAAGAACAUCUUAAAAUAAUUCACGAAGUCCUCCGCAGGUUGUCCAAUGCUGGAUUACGAAUCAACCUAGAUAAAUGCCGAUUUUUCGUCUCAGAAGUUACUUAUUUGGGCCAUAGAGUCAGCCAAGAAGGCAUCAAACCUCUUGAAAAACGUGUUCAAGCUAUCAUUGAUCAACCGAAACCUCAAACAGUGAGGCAAGUUAAAGCAUUUCUAGGUAUGGUAAACCAUUAUUCCAAAUUUAUUGAGGCGAGAGCCAAUAUGCUAAAACCAUUGUACGAAUUGUCAAAUAGUGAGAAAUUUUAUUGGGAUAAAGAUUGUGAUGCUGCAUUUGCUAAAAUUAAAAAAGAAAUUGCUUCAGAUAAACUCUUAGUGCAUUUUGAUGAGAAUAGAAAAUUAAUUCUAAAUUGUGAUAGUUCAGAAUAUGGUAUAGGUGCAGUCCUAUCUCAUGAGAUGGAUGAUGGGUCCAUCCGUCCUAUUGCAUACGCAUCACGCACUUUAUCCCAACAUGAGAAAAACUAUUCUCAACUUAUGAAGGAAGCGUUAGCUAUUAUAUUCGGUGUUAAGUACUUUCAUCAGUUUGUAUAUCUAAAAAAGUUCGUUAUUGUUACUGAUCACAAACCGUUAACUGCUAUAUUUGAUAAAAGUAAAAACAGUGAAUUGAGUAUGAUGGCAGCCAAUAGGGUUUUGAGGUGGAGUAUGUUUUUGUCAAAUUACAAUUACGAAAUUCAAUUCACCAAUUCUGAAAACAAUUCUGUAGCUGAUGCUUUAAGCAGAUUACCUUCGAAUGCUAAAAACACUGAUAAUCCUGACGAUAAUAUCAAUUCUCCAUUUAUCAAUUUUUUCGAAAGUGUAUUCAACGUUGAGGAGUUCAUUGAGGAAUCUAAAAACGAUAGUAUUCUAAGACAGGUGUAUAAUUUUGUAAAAAAAGGCAAAUGGCCUAAGUUUAAAGUAAAUAAAAUCGAAGGGGAUUUGAGAAAUUACUACUUGUGUCGUGAUGAAAUUUAUAUUGAAAAUGGGUUGCUGUAUAAAAAUAACAAGUUGAUUGUACCUAAAAAAUUGCAACUCAAAGUUCUGAACGAAUUGCAUAGUACACAUUUUGGUAUCGGUAAAUUAAAAAGUACUGCUAGAUAUUAUUAUUAUUGGCCUAAUAUGACGAGUGAUAUUGUUAAUUUAAUUAAGAAUUGUAGUAAUUGUCUCGAAAAUGGUACAAAUGUGCCUAAAAAUAAGAUGGAAUCUUGGCCUUAUCCUAGUAAACCUGGUGUUAGAUUACAUGCUGAUUUUUGUUUUUAUAAAGGUAAGAAUUUUUUAAUUGUAAUAGAUGAAUAUUCUAAGCAUCCUGAAAUUUAUUAUAUUUCUAAUAUUACCACUGAUAUUACGAUUCAGUGCUUUCGUGAUUAUUUUGCUCGUUGGGGUAUUCCCAAGCUUUUAGUAACUGAUAAUGGUACUCAGUUUACCGCGAACGAAUUCAUUGAAUUUUGUACCAAAAAUAACGUAAAGAAACUUUUCUCUCCACCUUAUCACCCGCAAAGUAACGGAGCUGCUGAAAAUUUCGUUCGUACUUUCAAAGAUAAAUUUGUUAAAAUUUUACACCCAAAAUCUGAUGCUAACGAUAGUGAAAUUAAUAGGAUUGUAAAUAGUUUCCUAUUCGAUUAUAGAAACAUGGUUCAUGAAACCACAGGCAAAACGCCUAAUGAUUUACAGUUGAAUAGAAAGAUAAGGUGUAAAAAUGAAGUUUUAAGUAACGUAAUCAGGCAACAGGCCAAACAAAAGAAGAAUUUCAAAGGUAAAUCGAGUAGUAUAUUUAAAAUUAAUGAUGUCGUUUAUUUUCGAAAUUAUUCUGGUCAACGCAAUUGGGUGAAAGGUGUAAUAAUUUCACAAAUUAGCAGAUUUAUUUUUGCAAUAAGAGACAAGAAUGGCAUUAACGUAACUCGCCACGUAAAUCAGAUAAAAAAAUGUACCCAAGAGUUAGAUAAAAACGAAGCUGAAUCGAAUGUUAAUGUAAACGUAAAAUCACCAAGUAUCGAAGAUAAACCGAGCCAAGCUCGUUGUAAACGAAAAACUAUUGUAAUUAAACCGAUCGUGUCUAAUCCUGUAACGAGUCCUAGUACUAGUAAUGUUCCGAAUAAUUCUUCUGCAAAAGUUUUACCUAAUAGAACUAGGCAGAAACCUGCCAAAUACAAUGAUUACGUAUAAACGAUUCAACGAAUGUAAUGUAUUGUUAAUUGUAUUAAAUUGAUGUAUGUAAUGUAAAAUGUAAUUGUAUAGUAUUGUAAAAUUUAAUUUUGUAAUUAGAGGGGAGGAGUGUGGCAACACUGCUUACCUACCUAUAGGUAAUGUAUCGUACAUGUAUGUAUCUUAUCUCAAAUACAUCAUUCCUACUUUGUA